Molecule: messenger RNA, 3592 nt
Organism: Erinaceus europaeus (western European hedgehog)
Lineage: Eukaryota; Metazoa; Chordata; Mammalia; Eulipotyphla; Erinaceidae
Gene: TMEM68
Product: transmembrane protein 68
Exons: 7
Coding region: 1413-2405 (330 amino acids)
Cellular component (GO): membrane
Molecular function (GO): acyltransferase activity
Source: RefSeq, a predicted model, not a curated record
UCUCUCGCAGCUGUUUCACCGAGUCUGGAGCCUCAACACCUGCUGGGAGUGGUUCUCGAUUUAGAUGUUGGAAUUUACCAGAGGCCUCUGGGCUUGCGCGGCAGCCUCUCCCAUUCCGGGACCUGCCUGGCUCCAGCCUCCUGUGUGAAGAAGCUAAAGGAAAUGGGGGUGACAGUCGCCGGGUUGUAGAGAGGAGCCUCCCCGCCUACGGACGGUGGAUAAGGAGGGGUGCCGGGGUCCAGCUGCACUGAUUUGACUUGCAUUUCUAGCUGGUGCCCCUUUACUGUCUUAUCUGCAAUUCAGAAGAAGCGACUUAACCUUUCUAACCUCGCCUAAGCUCAGUUAGACUUAGCCUGAAAGACUUCACCUAGGACGAGUUGUGAUCGUCUUUAAGAUAGAGAAGGCUCUGGGCACCUGCUUCCUAGGGCUCCUGAAUGGACCGGGUAGUUUUCCUUGGUGCUAUUAGUAGUCAGAGUCAUCACACACUUUGUUGGCAUCAGGCAGCGCCCUGUUCCCUGUUUGCAUCCUUGUAAAACAGGUUUCUGCGCUCAAGCUGCUUCUUUCUUCUUUUUUUCUUUCUUUUAAACAAGAAAAUUACAUGUAGGCAUAACCAGGGUGUGCCACAAACUGGAAGGGACACUUGCUAGAUUUGAAAAAGAUCAAACAACACAGGGUAGGGAAGAUAGCCUAAUGGUUAUGCAAAAAGACUUUCUUGCCCGAGGCUCUGAGAUCCCAGGUUCAAUCCCCAGCUUCGCCAUAGGUUUAGAGCUGAGCAGUGCUUUGGUGAAAACAAAAAACAAAACAGACAGUGCAAACACUGUGGUAUUAACGUGUGGUAGUCAUUGAGACUGCCCAGGCGACUUCAGAGAAACGGCUUUAGACUUGAAGGUUGUUGGAGCACUGACAAGUUAUGUUGUGUUAUUCAGGGCCUAAUGAUAUCGGUAUAAUAUUUCUUUAGAAUAUAUAGAAAUCAAGGCAGGAUGCAGACAUUUUGGAUAGUCGUUAAUAUUUUGGCUGCGUUUACUAGUGGAAAUAGGUUGAUUUUUUUUCCCCAAUGAAUUGGUUAUGCCCACAUCCUUACUGCUGCCUUGCUUUGAUGUCAGCUGAAAAGCUCAUUUUAGUGAAUCAGGAAAGUAAGUUGCUACAGUUUGUAAAGCACCAGUAGAUGUGCUACAAUUUACAUGUGAGGCUGGCAGCCUAGUAAAACAAGGAUGGAAAAGUUAAUGAACAAGGUGGGUGGGUUAAGUUAGAAGCUGCAGGGCAUUCUUGAAUAAAACAAAAGAAAAAUAACCUUUAACUAUAACCUUACCAAAACUAAAGUUUGAAGCCUGAAACAAAGAAAGUGACAGAAUUGAAGACCUACUAUGACAAUGAAGAAAGAGACUGAAUUUGUCAUUGUCACCUAAAGAAAAAUGACAGACAGUAAUCAAACCUGUGAUGUGGGGCAGGAGUCAGUGCCCUAUAUGACUUGUCUGAUUCACAUCCUUGAAGCAUGGUUUGAUGUGGAACAGUUGGAGGACUAUUUGAAUUUUGCAAACUAUCUUCUGUGGGUUUUUACACCACUGAUACUUUUAAUACUCCCUUACUUUACUAUCUUUCUUCUCUACCUUACUAUUAUCUUCUUGCACAUUUAUAAGAGGAAGAAUGUAUUAAAAGAAGCCUAUUCUCAUAAUUUGUGGGAUGGUGCAAGGAAGACAGUAGCAACUCUGUGGGAUGGACAUGCAGCGGUUUGGCAUGGCUAUGAAGUUCAUGGCAUGGAAAAAAUACCAGAAGAAGGACCAGCACUUAUUAUUUUUUAUCAUGGAGCGAUUCCUAUAGAUUUCUAUUACUUCAUGGCUAAAAUUUUUAUUCAUAAAGGCAGAACUUGCCGAGUUGUAGCUGAUCAUUUUGUCUUUAAAAUUCCAGGGUUUAGUUUAUUACUUGAUGUGUUUUGUGCUCUACAUGGACCAAGAGAAAAAUGUGUUGAAAUUCUGAGAAGUGGUCACUUGUUAGCUAUUUCACCAGGAGGAGUUCGAGAAGCCCUAAUUAGUGAUGAAACCUACAACAUCAUAUGGGGUAAUCGUAAAGGCUUCGCUCAGGUGGCAAUUGAUGCAAAAGUGCCCAUUAUUCCUAUGUUUACGCAAAAUAUUCGAGAAGGCUUUAGAUCACUUGGAGGGACAAGAUUAUUUAGAUGGCUUUAUGAAAAGUUCCGCUAUCCGUUUGCUCCCAUGUACGGAGGUUUUCCAGUGAAGUUACGCACCUACUUAGGUGAUCCCAUUCCCUAUGAUCCAAAGAUAACAGCAGAAGAAUUAGCUGAAAAGACAAAGAAUGCUGUUCAAGCUUUGAUUGAUAAACACCAAAGGAUUCCAGGAAACAUUAUGAGUGCUUUGCUAGAACGUUUUCAGAAAAAACAAAAGAUCAACUAGAAGAUAAUAUAUUUAUACCAAUAUGUUUGUGUCUUUAGUACUGUCUUCUAAAUUUUUAUAUGUUCUAUAGUAAUAUUUUUUGGAAAUCAUGGCAAUAAGCAUCUUUUGCUGAAUGUAUUUAAAUAUGCAUUGUCAAUUUCAUUUUAGUGAUCAGUUGUGUCAAAUGUAAGCAGUAGCUCAUUACAUGCCUAACAAUUCAGGAAAUAAUCAUGCUUCAUCUUAUAAAUUCCUAAUAAUGUACAAUAGACAUAGAUUAUUCAAUUUAUGAUUCAUAAUAGAAACACACCUAGUUUCUCUCUUGUGCUACGAUAAACUUGUGGGAUGUCAUGGUACAGGGUUUAGUAUAGAUGUUUAAGUUAGUCGCUGAAUGCUUUCAUUUGUCCAUCAUUCCUUUCAUGACAUUGGGAAAUCAUGUAAUGUUUUUGUGACUUAACCUACUUUUAAAAGACAUGUUACUAGUAUAGCGAGGAAUAUUAUUUGAAGUUCUGUAUAUUUGCUGUGACUGAUAAGUAUGGGACGGAAAUUAUAACAGAAUUAAAUAGUACCAAGACCCUUUAGAAGUUUAUGUAUGUAUUUUCCCCCAUAAAUACUUAAAUUACUAUUUCAGGUAUGAUGUCCAGUUGCCAAGUGAGGUGGAAAAUAAGUAAUGUUUUUCAAACUGAAUAAGAGUAGGGAAAGUAAAAUUUACAUUGUUAUUUUAGUAUUUUAAUGAGAAUCUGUAAGCAAACAUUAUAGAUUGUGCUGUACAGUGUUAGCCCUAUAUUAAGGCAUUUAAUAAUGAAAGCUAAAAGUCACUGCCAGCUUUGCAUUUUAUUAGAAGCUGGUUCUAAGCUGAUGUAAGCAGAGCUAAGGAAAACUGCUUAGGCAUGAUGCAGUAGCACACUUUCACUUUGCAGCCAUUCAUAUGGUCUCAUUGUUGCAAUGAAUAUAUACUUGAAAGAUGAAUUUAUGUGAACAAAACUUUAUGAAAAAAAAUCACUGACUUUGAAUUUGUUGUCUCCUUAAAAUAUGAAUUUAGUAAGUAUUUAAACAAACUAGCUCCACAAAGCAAAUGCAGUAUCUUCUUCCAUUUUCAGAUAAGACAUGACUGAAAUUUUUGUAUAGAUUUUUAUAUAAUAAAUGUGUGUGAUAUACAUAAUAUGUAUAAAAUUAAUCAUUAAUAAAGCUGAUCUACUUGUGAAAUUGCA